Molecule: messenger RNA, 2489 nt
Organism: Pelagomonas calceolata
Lineage: Eukaryota; Pelagophyceae; Pelagomonadales; Pelagomonadaceae
Source: the annotation of a GenBank genome assembly
CGGCAGACACAGCGACGUCGUGCGCGCGGCCUCCGCACGCCGGCGACGCGAAAACCACUCCCAGUGCAUCAAGGUUGGCGCCUCCGGCCGCGGGCAGCCUCAGUUUCCCGGGCAGCGCCGCACCAAGGUUGUGGGCGCUGCGCCAGGCAGUAUGUCGGACAUCAGCCACGUCCUCCGCACGGUAGACGACCUGGCGAAGCGCGUCGCACAUCUGGAAGAGGAGAACAAGCAGCUCAAGCGCCAGCUGCGGCCGUCGACGGCCAAUCCAUCGUACGCCGACAGAGGCGGUAGCGAUGGCGACGGCCGCCAGUUACCUUACCUUGGAGGGCUGCCCGGCGAUCCGGUUGCGUUGGAGGCCAUCGAGUCUGAAUUGAGGUACCUCGCGAAGCGUUUGGACAACAACGCGGCCGAAGACGAAAAGGCGAAACAGCUCCAGGAGACGCGCGACGAGCAGCAGGACGAGCUCAUCAAGAUGGAGUUCCUCAAGCUCAAAAGAGACGUCGAGAAGUGCGCUCAGUCUGCUGAGGUAAGGAAGGUCAAAAAUACGUUGACCGAGAAGCUUGAUGAAUUGCUAGAGGACGCUACAUUAAUAGCGAGGCAGCAGUGCGAAUUGAGUACAGAAAACUUCCAGCAGGACAUCACUGGGCUGACGAAGAUCUCCGAGAAGAGCAUGCAGGCCGUCGACACGCUGGAAGCGAGAUGUGUGGAAUUGGAGUCCAAAUUGGCCGACUAUGAUGUAAGACACUCGGACCUCGCGUCGGCGUCUUCGAAACUGGCCAUGGAGCAGAGGCGCAUCGACGAGAAGGCCCGGAAGGCGUUGCGCGGGUCCUUCGAGCUUCAGAGCUCGUCGUUGGUCGCGUCGAAGGACGUGUUGGCGAGGGUGUCUGUAUUAGAGGCUCGCCUCGACGACGCCUUCCCGCCGCACCGUCGUAGGAGACGACGCACGGGUAUUGAUGGGACGGACAUCUGGACAGGAAGUACAGAUUCUCUGGAAGACCUGGCCAUGGACUACGCUUCUCUCAGAGACGUCGAGCUGCUGAAACGGGCGUUGGUGAGUCGAUUGUCUGAGACCGAGGACAACCAACAAAAAUCAAUAAAAUCGAUGCGGCGCGCGCGGGAAUUGGACCAAGAAGCUUUGGCCGAGAAGCUCAAGAGUAGUGAGAGUUCCAUAAAUGACCUCACGGAGCGAUUGGUCAAGGGCGAAGUCAAAAGGGAGUCCAUAGAAAGGAAGCUGCGCGGGUCGCUCGACGAGCUCGUGAACAUGCGAGAAUUGAGGGAUCGCGUGAAGAAGUGCGAGUACGACUUUGAGACCGUAACGGAUACCACUAUCAAACUUACGGCCUCGAUCGCGGAGAGUUGUGACGACCGAUUGGCAAAGGACGCGUUGCUAGACGACAAGCUGCAGAACCUCGCGACGCUCGUCAACUCGCGGGUGGGCAAGAUGGGCGACGACCUCCUGGCGCAGGGCAUGGCCUUGACGGAUCGUGUGAAUCAGGUCCAGGACACGACUCAUAGGUCGAUCCGCAUCGCGGAGAAUGCUGAAAAGAGAUCAGAAAUUUGUGAAGAAAACGUGCAACAGGUGUCCGCGAAGGCGCUGCGGAGCGUCGCUGAGGCUAGAGAGAGUUGUCUAGAUGCUGUCAAUGCAGCCACAAACGAGGUCCGGAUUUGUGUCGGGAAAGCCGAUAAGCUAGGUGUUUCCAUCGAGGAGCGAUGGUCGGAGCACGAGCGCGACUACGACGACGCCAUGGCUAGGCUACAUCGUUCUCUCGUAGCGCAAGCGGUCGCCGUCAAACAAAUUAAGCACAUGGCCGGGAGUGCGGUGCUGAAGGACAUGGCCGGCGACCGCCUCGAUGCGAUCCUGGAUGAGCACGUGUCAGAGCUAGCCAAACAUUGUGUGGAAGCCGAGAGCGCCGUCAUCUCCGAGCGGGAGAUGUCCCUUCCUGUCAACGAACAAAAAUGGCUCGCAGCUACAAUACAACACUGCUCGGAAGCGCUAGCGACGCGGGCGGACUUGGAGUGUCUGCGCGGAUUGAUUGGUCAUGUCGAACCUCCCGAAACUUCUGAUUUAUGGGACCAACAACUAGAGAAGAAUAGAGCUAGACUAUUACGUUCGUUCUGCGAGCGGCUGGACGAGGCCGCGGCCAAGCUCCAUCCGACGAACGACCACAUGGCCGAAGCGACGCGGCGACGCUUCAAUGAGAGGCUGAAGCUCUGUUUGAGGGUCGGCCUGUCGAAGCACGAUCCAGUCCGGCCGAACAUGACGCUCUUCGGCAAGACGAAGCUCGGCCCGGCCUGCGUGGCCUGCGACCGGCCCUUCGAUACGCCUACCGAUGCUGAUGCUGCGAUCACGCAGAUGAAAGGUGGUUCUAAGAGUGAACCGGUGGAGCGGCGGCCGCCGCGCCUGAAAAAGGGGACGAUCGUGCAACGAGCAGCUGCUCGGGGGCCCGACGAGAUGUUCUUCCCGGACGUGGGGAGCCCCGUAAGGUAGG